AUGGCGACGAGCCCCAGCGACCCCGGCUCAUCGGCCGUGCAGGCUCUUCGAGACUCUUUUGGCGACCGCAAGCCUAUCGACAUCAGCCGGAAAAUCACCGCAUGCGUGUCUUGUCGGAAACAGAAGAUCAAAUGCCAUAUGGGAGAUGGCGCUCCACCCUGCACCAGAUGUAAGAAACGAGGGCUGUCAUGUGUCGUCAAUCGGAGUUUGCAAAUGCUGCUUGAAAGCGACGUAGCAUGGAAAGCCAACGUCGAAGAGAAAUUGCGCAUGCUGGAAGAUUCUGUCGGUCGGCUCAACCAGCAGUGCGGUGGCAUCCAAAACGCCACCGCCUAUGCUCCUCCGAAGACUCCUGUUGCGCAACUUCCAACCCAACCGGAUGCCAUCAUGACCACCCAACAGCCUCAGCCGACGGAGCCAGGCUGGGAAGUCGUGAUGGAUCUGAACAGAGGGCCGGGAGUGGUACCGGCGUCUUGUGUGUCGGAAGUAUCAGAUGCCUCGCCAGGGGUUGCUCGUCAGAACUUGGCUGACAGCUUCGACCUCAUUGAUCAAGGCAUCAUUACGCUUGACGAUGCCGAAGCGUUCUUCCGACUGUAUGCGCGCCGCCUCGAUCACUUCUUGUACAGGAUUUUGGCCGAGCAUGAUUCUCUGGCCAGCGUUCGGAAAAGCUCACCACUCUUGACGGCUGCCAUCUGCGCCGUGGGAGCCCUUCAUACCCCAUCCAAUUUAUAUCACGCUUGCUAUCAGCACUUUGUCAGUUUGGCAUGCUCGAAGAUGUUUUCCAAGAAAAACAAUCAUGAUGACGUCCGCGCGUUUUGCAUUGCUGCUCGUCUUGCGGGCGAACUGAACCUCCACCGCUGUAUACCCAAAGCUCCGCACACAAAACGGGCCUGUUAUCUGCGCACUCGGUUAUACUAUCUCGUAUUUGUUUGCGACCACCAUUUCUCAAUCUGCUACGGGAGACCUCCUUUAACAAGGGAUUUCACCACAAUCACUCCUCCAAGUCAGUUUCUCCAAUCCGAGUUUGCAACCGAGGAUGAUGCUCGCCUUGUCAGCCAGGUAGAAAUCUGGACAAUCAGCACGCGCGUCUUCGAUCAAUUUAGCCUAGACCCCGAAGCACAUCUGUCGGAUCAAUUGAUCCCUCAACUCCGCCGAUUGAGUAUUGCUUUGGACACUUGGCGAGCUGACUGGAAUGAGCGAUUUCAUUUCAAUGAGUGCGUGGGCAACUACCCUCGUAAGGGAGUAGGGCUGCAUUAUCACUUUGCGAAGUUGUUUCUCUGCUCUCAUGCCUUCAGAAGGGCGCCCGUCGCCGGAGGUGAACAUCUCCAGCUGGAUCCUGACCUAGAGGAAUUCGCGACAAGUGCGGUACAUUCAGCAACCUCGAUCCUGCAAGUUAUCGCGGCAGAUCAGGAGAUCCAGUCAUACCUGCACGGACUUCCGGCAUACUUUGAUACAAUGAUCGCCUUCGCCUUUGUCUUCCUCCUGAAAAUUACUAUCAAGAAUCCUGCCAACCUCCGAGUUGACAAGGCCGGAAUCGCCGAGACUUUGGAUGUCCUGGCGACCGUCUUGAAUAAUAUAGCAACUAAAAUGCACCCGCGCCAUUUGUUGACUAGUAUUGCGAGCAGUGCACGAAAGCUGUUGGAUCGGUUUUCCGGCCAGGAAGUGGCUCCAGUGCAGUCCCAGGCCGUGCCAGGUCCACCGGCCCCUUUCGACCCAGCCAACCAGUGGCUCAGCCCUACAGACGCCCUGUUCCUUGAGAAUUAUGACUUUCUGUAUUCGCCAAGCGGUGACCUGAAUUUUGACCCAGAGCUUGGAUUUUCCCAUCACCAGUAA
Messenger RNA from Cladophialophora psammophila CBS 110553, 1830 nucleotides. RefSeq lists its product as uncharacterized. Gene Ontology annotation, biological process: DNA-templated transcription; regulation of DNA-templated transcription. Lineage: Eukaryota; Fungi; Ascomycota; Eurotiomycetes; Chaetothyriales; Herpotrichiellaceae. The record is from RefSeq and is a predicted model, not a curated record. The transcript has 3 exons. Gene Ontology annotation, molecular function: zinc ion binding; DNA-binding transcription factor activity, RNA polymerase II-specific; transcription cis-regulatory region binding. Gene Ontology annotation, cellular component: nucleus. Bases 1 to 1830 code for a protein of 609 amino acids.